Messenger RNA from Phalaenopsis equestris, 1284 nucleotides. Its product is annotated as glucan endo-1,3-beta-glucosidase 2-like. The record is from RefSeq and is a predicted model, not a curated record. Bases 453 to 1097 code for a protein of 214 amino acids. NCBI's taxonomy places the organism in Eukaryota, Viridiplantae, Streptophyta, Magnoliopsida, Asparagales, Orchidaceae. The transcript is spliced from 7 exons.
AGCCGGUUUGGAAUUUUGACGCCCGCCUUGCAGUUUUUCGCUCUCUUCUUUGGGCGCAGAAUCCAACUCUUUUAGCUUUGGCUGUUAGCAUAACAUCCUCGUAGGACUGGAGAAGGAUUUGGGGAAUGUGUAUGCGUUCUAAUGAUUGAUUUUUGCUUUGCAGUUAAGCCAACCGGCCAAAACUGCUUCUUUUCCAUUUAGUUUUGUAUGUUUUUCUUAGUCUUUUGAAUUGUGAUUGGUACGUUUGGUGACCUGAAAGCACUUGUCCUGUUUUUGGAUCCACGCAGCUCUUGAAUUUCUUUUCUUUGCCUGGUCAAAGUAAUAAAAAGAAGAAAUUUAGCAGUCCAUGAAGCCGCGAGUAAUUUAUCUAUUUUGGUGAUUGAGCUUCUCCCAAGCAUAACAUAUUAGCUUUUCAAAUUCUUCAACUCUUUCUCAAGCCAUAGCUGAUCAAGAUGCUUCUUACUGGAAAAUUACAUAAAUAUAUUCUCAGUUCUGUCACUGUCUUCUUGUAUGUGUCAGGGAUAUCAUAUGCUUCAAUUCUCAAAGGAAACUUGGAGGUUUUCUUCCCUAGUGAGAUUUCAACAAUAAGUUUAGCUUCAGUGGGUACUUUCUGUGUGGCAAGACAGAAUGCAGACCCUACUGCACUAAAAGCGGGUCUCGAUUGGGCUUGUGGUCCGGGUUUAGUAAAUUGUGGCCCCAUACAGCCGGGCCAACCUUGUUAUGUAGCUAACAAUAUUACGGCCAUUGCUUCAUAUGCGUAUGAUGCCUAUUACCAAGCUAAUCAGGCAACAGGAGGAACCUGCUCCUUCAGUAAUACAGCCAUGCUUACUAACACUGACCCGAGCAGCGGCUCUUGCAUUUUCCCUGGAAGUACUGGUAGUGGUGGUGGCAGCACCGGCGGCGGCGGCGGCAGUGGCGGGGGGUCGAACGGCACUGGUGGUUCGGGAACUCCUUCCAGCCCGAGUUUUGCACCUCCCAGCUUCGUGCCUCCGGGCACUUUCGAACCGGCCAACGAUGACAAUGGUGUUUCAAGGCUACAAAUUCUCAAGCUGGUUUAUCUUUCAGCACUGGUCUUGCUUGCUUCAGUCAUGCUGUAGAAAACAUAUUCAAGAGGAAUAUUAUACAGAAGAGUGUCUAAUUAUGUCCUCAAGCCUCUCUCUCUCUCACUCUCUCUUUUUAUUUUAUUAUUAUUAUUAUUUUUUAUUGUGAAUGUUGUUUCUCUCCUUACUCGCUUAUAUUUGAUCACUGAACGGCAAAACAGAUGAAAAUGAUUGUUUUUUUUUC